AUGCCAUGCCUUGGUAAUCCACUGAGUGCACCACCGGACCUCAGCUCGCCGGCCGAGCUCAACAAGCCAAUUCUUCGCGGAGCCCGGGCAGGCCCGGAACCUAGCCCGGAUAGGCUCGACCUGGAACCUCAAUUGGCGGGGUUGUCUGGCGAUGGCGGGCGAGAAGAAUUCAGAGGAAACAGUGGAGGAGGAGGAGGAGGAGCAAUUGGGAUGAAGCCGGGGCAAGGACCCGACCCGGAUAAGGGUUUGGGUUCCUGGUUCCAAUUGGAGCUGCAAGGCGAAGUCUGGGAUGGGGAUGAGGAUAGGGACGGGACUGAAAGGGCUUUCGAAGAAUGUGGAGCCGUUGGAUUCAAGUGUUCUGUGCCCUUUCGUGUUGGAGCUCCAAAAUUGGUCCAGUGCCGUGUUUGCCAGAAUUCAGUCCGACCUGAGGAGAGAAUAUCUUGUUCCGUCCGCGGUUGUAUGUGUGUCUUUCACCUAACAUGUGCCAAAGAAAAUCUUAAGUUUAAAUCAUCAAAGCGAUUUAAGUGCCCUCAACAUGUGUGUUUUCUAUGUAAUCAAAAGAUUCAUUUGUUGAAGUGCAUAAGGUGUGCAACAGCAUGUCAUGAUAAAUGUGUCCCAUUCCCUGAGUAUGUCAUGAAGUUUUCCGACCGACCAGGAGAAGUCAUUUGCUGGAGGCAUCCUGGUGAUUGGCAUCAAGAGAAGAAUGCAGUUCCAACAAACAAACUAGAGGAUGUGUUUGCACUGUUGCCACUUCCAUAUAACAUUCAGGAGUUCAAAAUAGACCUAAAGUGGAAAGAGCAAAUUGAAGCUAAAUUGGAGCCACCUCCAUAUACUCCCAUCAAACGAAAUAUAUACCUCGUCAAGAGAAAACGUAAUAAUGAUGUUGCUGACAUUGGAUGCACAAGCUGCAGUUCCAUCGAAUGUUCUGAUAGUUGUGUAUGCAGGGUUCAGUGCAUCAGCUGCUCAAAAGCUUGUCGUUGCUCCAAAAAUUGUUCCAACAGACCUUUUCAGAAAGUGAAAAGGAUCCAGAUAGUGAAGACAGAAAAAUGUGGUUGGGGUGUUCUGGCAGCUGAAUCAAUCAGUGAAGGAGAUUUUGUAAUAGAAUAUGUAGGAGAAGUAAUAGAUGACACCAUGUGCGAAAGAAGGCUGUGGGACAUGAAAGACCAGGAGGCACAGAACUUCUAUAUGUGUGAAAUCAAUAAGGAUUUCGUCAUCGAUGCAACUUUUAAGGGCAACGCCUCCCGGUUUCUUAACCACAGUUGUGCCCCCAACUGUAAACUAGAAAAGUGGUUAGUCGAAGGUGAGGUCCGCGUCGGUGUCUUUGCAUCCAGAUCGAUCAGGGCCGGAGAAGCACUGACCUAUGAUUACAGGUUCGUGCAGUUUGGGCCGGAGGUUGAAUGCUGUUGUGGAGCUCGAAACUGUAGCGGGCAUUUGGGGACCACAAGAAAGAUUGUGUUCGGGACCAAUACGAAGGUGGAGUUGGUCUCAUCUUGGUGUGUUAAAAGACAAAGGACAUCGAAGAGAACUGUAAGAAUUGUUGUAGACUGA
Messenger RNA from Striga hermonthica, 1548 nucleotides. NCBI's taxonomy places the organism in Eukaryota, Viridiplantae, Streptophyta, Magnoliopsida, Lamiales, Orobanchaceae. The record is from the annotation of a GenBank genome assembly.